Argentina anserina (silverweed cinquefoil) is the source of this 1055-nucleotide messenger RNA. Its product is annotated as CASP-like protein 4A3. Bases 83 to 937 code for a protein of 284 amino acids. Lineage: Eukaryota; Viridiplantae; Streptophyta; Magnoliopsida; Rosales; Rosaceae. The transcript has 3 exons. The record is from RefSeq and is a predicted model, not a curated record.
UCACUCCCUUCUCAUACUCACUUCUUCUUCUUCUUCUUCUUCUUCUUCUUCUUUCGCUCCAGUUUUGAAUCAAUAAUUAAUAAUGGAAGCUUUGAAAUCCAAGCCAAGCAUGAAGAAAUCGUCCUCCAUAAACUCCGACGACUCCGCCUACACCACCGAAUCCCCCCUCCGCUACCUCUCCCCCAUGCGAUCCGACGCCGGCGACCCCUUCGAAAGCCCUCCCUACGCCUCGCCGGAGCUCUCCCCUCAGAAGCCCCCUCCCGACAACUCCAAGGCCCUCGUGCCCCUCCCCGCCAAAUUCACCCCUCACAAACCACCGCCGGAGAAGUCCCCCUCGCCGCUGGUUGUUUACAACUCCAACCGCGCCGCCCGGGAGGAUCCCCCGCCUUCCGUCCCCAAGGUCGCUCCCAACGGCUUCGCCGGAGACGGCGGUGACGGCGCUGGGGUCGGGAGAUCGAGGCCGCCGAGGAGGGAUGAUAUGGUGAAGACGGCGGCGCUAGGGUUUCGGAUUAGCGAGCUGGUGCUGUGUUUGAUUUCGUUCUCGGUUAUGGCCGCCGAUAAAACUCAGGGCUGGAGCGGCGACUCCUUUGAUCGCUACAAGGAAUACAGGUAUUGUUUAGCGGUGGCUGUUAUUGGAUUUGCGUAUGCCGCCUUUCAAGCAUACAAUCUCUCGUAUCUAUUAGGUACGGGGAAGUAUGUGAUCAGCCACCACCUCCGUCGCCACUUUGAUUUCUUCAUGGAUCAGGUACUGGCAUAUCUUCUCAUUUCAGCAUCAUCAUCGGCAGCCACCAGGGUCGAUGACUGGCAAUCAAAUUGGGGGAAAGAUGAGUUCACGGAGAUGGCCACUGCUUCAGUUAGCAUGGCAUUCCUUGCAUUUGUUGCCUUUGCACUAAGCUCCUUGAUCUCUGGUUACAACCUCUGUACCAAUUCUACAUGAUCUCUACAAUGAGCUGCAGACUCAGUUUUCAUGUUGUGAGAAAAUAAUAUGUAGAAUGUGAAUGAAAAUGAUUGAUUUUCCAGUGGUGUAUAGCUUCAAACUAGCUAUGUUUACAAUA